UAUCGGCACGAAUUACUACAACGCCCUAAAAACCGGAAACGCCGUGUGCACUGCUUAUUUGGGCUCAAACCAGCCUACUGACAAGACCAGCGACCAGCCUCCGUGAACUACAGGUUCCAUGGUGCAUUGCUAGAGUGUAUCAUCAUGGCCGAAAAGGACUGGAAGGAUUGCAUAAGAAGUCUGAAAGGCGUCGUGUUGGAUAUGUGCGGCGUUUUGUAUGACAGCGGCGAGGGAGGCGGUGUUACUAUCGACGGCUCAGUAGAAGCAGUGAAAAGGAUUAAGGCAUCAGACCUGAAGCUGCGGUUCUGCACCAACGAGACCCAGGCGACACGGGAGCAGUUUGUGGCCGAGCUGAGGCGCAAUGGCUUCGACAUCUCCGUCCACGAGGUGUUCUGCCCGGCGCCAGCUGCUGUGGCCAUCCUGAAGGAGCGUGACCUGCGUCCGCACCUGCUCGUGCAUCAUGACGUGGUUCCCGAGUUUGACAGCGUGGAGAAGAGCAAUCCAAACUGCGUGGUUAUUGGUGACGCUGCUGAUAACUUCUCGUAUAAGAAUCUGAACGAUGCCUUCCGUGUUCUCAUCGGCCUGGAGAAGCCGGUUCUGUUUUCCCUGGGCAGAGGGCGCUACUACAAAGAGGCAGAUGGUCUAAAGCUGGAUGUGGGAGUCUACAUGAAGGCCCUGGAGUAUGCCUGCGACAUCGAGGCAGAGGUGGUGGGAAAGCCUGCCCAGACAUUCUUCCAGAGCGUGCUGACGGACAUGGGGAUCGAGCCCCAACAGACCCUGAUGAUCGGAGAUGACCUGGUGAAUGACGUGGGUGGGGCUCAGAGCUGUGGGAUGCUUGGGCUCCAGGUGAGGACGGGGAAGUACAGGCCCAGCGACGAGAAGCACCCCACGGUCAAGGCCAACGGCUACGUGGACAAUCUGGCUGAAGCAGUAGACAUCAUCCUGAAGUACCGGGCCCAGUGAGACCACCACCAUUGUGUCUCCCAUGGGAGGGACUAAGUGGGGAUGCUCACCUUUGGCAUCAACUGUACACAGAACAAGGCUGACUUUACAGGCUGACUUUACAUUGCUACCCUACCACAUUACUCCGCAUGGGAGUAAUGUGGUAGGGUAGCAAUGAAGGACGUGGACUUGUCCCUGAAGGUUUCCGAUCCAAGGAUCACUCACGAGCAAGUGGCUUUCCUUGAAUUACUCUAGUAAAAACAUGUAGCUGUAUUAAAGGGUUAAAUACUUAAGUGAUGGCCAAAAGCAUAAGCUAAGUUUGAAAGGAGCAGUGUGCCUGUUCGGCCGCUGUUUUACUUACUUCCUGUGUAGCUGAGCACAGGUGAGACGGCUGACUUGUAGAACCAGUGUGAUUUAGUGUUAUAUGUCAGUAACGUUGAGUGUAGCAGCACAACUUCUGUUUGUCUAACAGCUUUUUCGGGUUCAUCCUCUUUGAGGAUUGAUGAUGGUGAUGGGGGGCGAGCAGGUUUGGUGAGGGGAGCUGCAUCAAGACCUGUUGCCUUCAGGAAUCUGUUGAGCAGGCAAAAGACUAAGAUAUAGAUACAAAGGGAAGUUGAUUUAUAGUAGCUAGAGCAAGCAUUGCACUGAUAGGGGUGGGUAACUAUGUGGCCAUAGGGAGUAUGUGCUUUCUCACAUCAAUGGCAAGUAUGGAAACACUGAUUCAUUUUUAAAUAAAGAAGGCGAGGUAC
Messenger RNA from Scleropages formosus (Asian bonytongue), 1691 nucleotides. It is a transcript of the gene lhpp, whose product is annotated as phospholysine phosphohistidine inorganic pyrophosphate phosphatase. Gene Ontology annotation, cellular component: cytoplasm; cytosol. Gene Ontology annotation, molecular function: inorganic diphosphate phosphatase activity; phosphatase activity. The record is from RefSeq and is a predicted model, not a curated record. The transcript is spliced from 7 exons. The coding region runs from base 145 to 963 and encodes 272 amino acids. Gene Ontology annotation, biological process: dephosphorylation. Lineage: Eukaryota; Metazoa; Chordata; Actinopteri; Osteoglossiformes; Osteoglossidae.